GUGUCCUGUGCAUUCCAACCAGUCUGUCUCUCUGUAGAUGUGUCCUGUGUGUGUGGAAGUCGGUACGUGGGCAACGGGGAAUUCUGUAACGGAGACCUGGCCAGUGUUGUGGCUACCAACUUAAACUACUCUGUAUUCUACAAUGUAAGUUUGUUGUUUCAUUAAGCAUUAAUCCUAAAUUAAGAUCCUCACAUGCAACUCAGACUUAAUUGUAUUAAUUCAAAUUAAAGUGAACGAAUUAGCACAAUUGUCAAUGACAUUGGGACAUUUGCUAACGGUAUGGAUCUCAAGUUAGGAUUUGGCCCUCCUUUGCGAGUGCAAAUAUUGAAAACCAUUAAAUUGAUUGUCUCUCCUGGUUGUAGAUAUUGUUGAAGUAUGCAGGCUCGUCUACAGAGGGAGAAACUCUAUUGGACUUUCUCUCCACCAGUUCAUCCUAUGCUACUCUGUUUGUGCCACUCAACGCUGGGUUCUCUGAGAAUGAGGUGAUUUUAUUUUAACAUUUGAAAUCAUGGAACAAAACAAAAGUAAUUUAUAUUUACUUUUUCCCUGUAAAUUAAUGUAUUUUUUUUUCAUUUUAAAAGGAGAGGUCACCUAAAUUACAAAAUGACAGACUAAGCUUUCGUUUAGCUAGUUUGGUUUAGCUAGUUUGGUUUAGCUAGUUUGGUUUAGCUAGUUUGGUUUAGCUAGUUUGGUUUAGCUAGUUUCAGCUACCCUGGCAGUGGCAGGUACUGUUUCCACAUGCUAACAUUUUAGCAUUUGUGGCACAAAUCCCAUUCAAGUCAAGGGACCGAUAUUAUAUAUAUAUAUUUUUAAUCAUCUAUAAGUGACUUUGGUGAACUUCAAAAUCAAUUUGAGAUACUUUCUGAUGAUUUGGACAUGAUGCACGAAAAAAAAAAUGUUAUAUCGGUCCCAUGACUUGAAUGGAAUUUUUGCCACAAAUGCUAAAACGUUAGCAUUUGAAAACAAUGCCAGUGAAACUAAACCAAAGCAUGGAUUGCGAUCAUACCAUGUCCAUAGACUGCUGACAGGGUAAGGAAACAAAUGGCAUUUCAUAAUUUGUGUGCACUAUCCUUUUAAUGAUGUAUAGUUUUGUAUAAAUGUAUUUGUCAUUUGAUGUAUAUUUUCUUGACUGUGUGGUAGACGUUAUCAGACCGGGAUGUGGAGUACCACAUCUCCACUAACAACAGCAUUAUGCUCUAUGAGGACCUGAAACACGACGGAGUCAUCCCCUCCCGACUGGGAUAUAACCUCUCGGUGGCCAUUUCCUCCAGCAACACCACACAGCAGAACCAGGUGAGUGGACCGGACACCACACAGCAGAACCAGGUGGCCAUGUCCUCCAGCAACACCACACAGCAGAACCAGGUGAGUGGACCCGUCUGUUACAGAUGUCCGGGAGCUGGUUGUGCAAUUCAAACAGUCUUCACUUCAGAUCAACGUGUUACCAAUAAGUUGUAAAAUUAAAAAUAAAAUUUAAAAAAGUGUAUAACAUCAUACAUUUCUUAAAGCAACAAUUCAUUUCAUGGAAGUUUUGAUUUGGAUGAAGUGAUUCUUGAUUGUGUGUGUGUGUGUGUGUGUGUGUGUGUGUGUGUGUGUGUGUGUGUGUGUGUGUUUCCCCACAGGAGCCCCAGACGUUCAAACUAGUGAACCGAAGGCUAGUGUUGACCUGGGACAUCCCAGCAUACAAUGGAAUCAUCCAUGUCAUAGAGGGCCCACUCAGAGCCCCACCCCUACCAGUGAGUGAAGCAGGACCCUACAUGCACAUCCUAGAUCAGUUUUACAUUUCCCCCACUAAUGGUUAAGGUUCGGCUUGGGGGAGGGGAAUCACAUCCUAGAUCAGUUUUACAUUUCCCCCACUAAUGGUUAAGGUUCGGCUUGGGGGAGGGGAAGCAGAUCCUGGAUCUGUACCUAUGGGAAACUUCAACCCAGAGUGAACAGGGUUCAUCUGCUCCUUAUCAGACCAUCAUAACAAUCCUAAUUCAUCGCAAAUUCCACCCUAUUCCAGAGCCACAUAAGGGUCUGUGGUCAACGGUAACACAUAAGGGUCUCUGGUCAACGGUAACACAUAAGGGUCUGUGGUCAACGGUAACACCCUACAGUAUGAGGGAAUAGGGUACCAUUUGAGAAGCAUGUCUGGUAUCUUUUUGUGGCUUUGUCCCUUCUAGUAAUUCUAUUUCUAUGACCAUCAUGGCAGGUGCACCAUGCCCAGUCAUCAGGCCCUUCCCACCAGGGCGGGACUGUGGCCACCUCCAUCCUGGUCCCCUGUCUGAUAGGCUGCGUCAUCGCUGGCCUCACCUACUACGUCUUCAAACACAAGAACGACGCCUUCCGCUUCCAUUACUUCAAGGUAACAAGUCCCCCAAACGGCACCCUAUUGCUUAUAUAUAUACGUGGUCCUCUGUAGCUCAACUGGUAGAGCACGGCGCUUGUAACGCCAAGGUAGUGGGUUCGAUCCCCGGGACCACCCAUACACAAAAAUGUAUGCACGCAUGACUGUAAGUCGCUUUGGAUAAAAGCGUCUGCUAAAUGGCAUAUUAUUAUUAUAUUAUUAUAUAGUGCACUACUUUAGACCAGAUCCAUAGGGCUCUGGUCUAAAGUAGUGCACUACAUAGGGAAUAGGAGGCCAUUCUCUGGUCUAAAGUAGUGCACUAUAUAGGGAAUAGGGGGCCAUUCUCUGGUCUAAAGUAGUGCACUAUAUAGGGAAUAGGGUGCCAUUCUCUGGUCUAGAGUAGUGCACUAUAUAGGGAAUAGGGGGCCAUUCUCUGGUCUAAAGUAGUGCACUAUAUAGGGAAUAGGGGGCCAUUCUCUGGUCUAAAGUAGUGCACUAUAUAGGGAAUAGGGUGCCAUUCUCUGGUCUAAAGUAGUGUACUAUUUAAGGAAUAGGGUGCCAUUCUCUGGUCUAAAGUAGUGCACUAUAUAGGGAAUAGGGUGCCAUUCUCUGGUCUAAAGUAGUGCACUAUAUAGGGAAUAGGGGGCCAUUCUCUGGUCUAAAGUAGUGCACUAUAUAGGGAAUAGGGUGCCAUUCUCUGGUCUAAAGUAGUGCACUAUUUAAGGAAUAGGGUGCCAUUCUCUGGUCUAAAGUAGUGCACUAUAUAGGGAAUAGGGUGCCAUUCUCUGGUCUAAAGUAGUGCACUAUAUAGGGAAUAGGGGGCCAUUCUCUGGUCUAAAGUAGUGCACUAUAUAGGGAAUAGGGGGCCAUUCUCUGGUCUAAAGUAGUGCACUAUAUAGGGAAUAGGGGGCCAUUCUCUGGUCUAAAGUAGUGCACUAUAUAGGGAAUAGGGUGCCAUUCUCUGGUCUAAAGUAGUGCACUAUAUAGGGAAUAGGGGCCAUUCUCUGGUCUAAAGUAGUGCACUAUUUAAGGAAUAGGGUGCCAUUUGUGACACAAAGAACCCUUCAUCUCUGUACACUAAUAAGGGCUCAAUCCCAAUUUGACAUAUGCACGUGUCAGUCGUAUUUUUGCAUAAAUUAUUAAUAGGAGAUAAGAAAAUGUUACUCAGUAGUGCAGCUUUAAAAGUCUGCAUGCUGGCCUAGCCUACAUACUGCUGCAUUUAUUUAGUUUUCAAUUUGAAAAAAACUAACUAACAGUUUUCCUGCUGAUGAAAACGUAGAAAUGUGGAACCAAAUCCACCUAUUUUUAUUUAAUUUUUUUAUUUAUCAGACGCUCUUAUCCAGGAGCAAUUAGGGUUAAGUGCCUUGCUCUAGGGCACAUCGACAGAUUUUUCACCUAGUCGGCUCAGGGAAUAGAACCAGCGACCUUUCGGUUACUGGCACAACGCUCUUAACCACUAAGCUACCUGCCGCCUCUUGAGUUGGGCUACUUUUUGACCAGUCACUCAGAGGAUUCUUUGUAUUGUGUUUUAGUUGUAUUGUUACAUAGUUGUAUUUUACAUUUGUGUAACUUGUCCAUCAGUCUAUCAGUGUUCUGUGUGGACCCCAGGAAGAGUAGCUGCUGCAAAAAGCUAAUGGGGAUCCAAACAAACACAUUUGACAUUCACCGAAUAACAAUAGCCAGAAAUCUAGUCCGUCUGUGCCAACAAUCCACUCCUGUCAGUCCUUGUCAAGCAAAACAAUAUGUUUGCCAUGACAAGGAGGUGGGGAGGGGGAAAACUGAAAGCUAUGGUCAAACCAUUGAUGUCUAAUGCUGUGAGGGGAACGGCACCUCCGUACCUUCAGGCUCUGAUCAGUCCCUACACCCAAACGAGGGCAUUGCGUUCAUCCACAUCUGGCCUGCUGGCUCCCCUUCCUCUGCGGAAGCAUAGUUCCCGCUCAGCCCAGUCAAAACUGUUCGCUGCUCUGGUGCCCCAAUGGUGGAACAAGCUCCCUCACGACGCCAGGACAGCGGAGUCACUCACCACCUUCCGGAGACACUUGAAACCCCACCUCUUUAAGGAAUACCUGGGAUAGGAAAAAGUAAUCCUUCUUCCCCCACAAAAAAAGAAGAAAAAGGUGGUUGUCCCACUGGCUAUCAUAAGUUGAAUGCACCAAUUUGUAAGUCGCUCUGGAUAAGAGCAUCUGCUAAAUGACGAAAAUGGAAAUGUCCUGUUUUCAUGGUCCUUUAGAUGGCUGAUUAUGCCUAAAUCUAAUUUGAGUGUCUGAGUGUUUAAUCUGGCUGGAUGAACUUCGAACGGGGCUGGAUUAAAGUGGCGCGUGGUUUCAUCCAAAUGCAACGAGCCGCUUGUGGAUUUGACAGCGCUAAUGCAGUUCCACCUCCAACACCGCCAAAACAAUGAUGUGUGGAUGUCUAUCUGAUUGAAUCUAGCCCCAAGUUGUUGUAUAAAUACAAAAAUAUCCGUCAUUAUACUCCCAUUUGAACUUUGUUGUGCUUUUAAAACGUCUGAAAGCUCAAUGAGAACACGUUUAGAUGACAACUAAACCAAAUAUCUGACAAGGUUACCCACAUUUCCACGUUGAAAUGACAUGGUAUGCCCAGUUGAAGGGGCUUUCUAAAACUAGAUUUCAUUGACUGACACGUCUCCCAUGGUGACAGAAUGAAGAGGAGGAUGAUAAACCUGCUCUGAUGUCCAUUCCCAACCCUCUCUACAGCGGAGCCAGCGCCUUCAACCAACCCUUUGGUAUCAAUGAACAAUGUGUAAGUCUCAAUAAUGAUAUGUUAUAUCUCAAUAACGCGACGGAUCAAUGUGUAAAGGCCAGGAUUCAAUCUGAUCCCGCCUGUCAACAAUGCUAUAUUUAAAAUGUAAUUACUAAUUGGAGGCGACAUAUGCAGUAUGGAUGCAGUCUCUGUGAAUGUGGGAACAUUGCCUUUAAAAAAAGCAGAGUUGUCGACAAACCGCGAUCAGAUUGAAUCUUGACCUAAGUCAAUGUUAUAUCUCAAUACUGUUCGCUUAACAAACCGCGAUCAGAUUGAAUCUUGACCUAAGUCAAUGUUAUAUCUCAAUACUGUUAGCUUAACAAACCGCGAUCAGAUUGAAUCUUGACCUAAGUCAAUGUUAUAUCUCAAUACUGUUAGCUUAACAAACCGCGAUCAGAUUGAAUCUUGACCUAAGUCAAUGUUAUAUCUCAAUACUGUUAGUUUAACACAUUUAUUUUUUUAACCACAUUGGGACUAUAGGAUUUCCUCUUGAAUCCGUAACUGAACUUCUGCCUCUGGGGGUGCUCUUGAGCCAAAAUGGGGUCCCCUGAAUGGACAGAGAUUGUUCAGAAAUAACCUAUAAUCAUCUAAUGGUUAAACAUUUUCUUUCCAUGUCUAGGCUUCACCAGCAGGAGAGGCAGAACCAGAACCGGCUCCUCCAGCACCUCAACUACUGGAUUAAUGAGAACAAUAAAACUCUAUGGAAGAGCUGGAGUCAAUUGACUUUCUGCAUUUGAGCAAACUAUGCUGGGAAUGUGUAAAUAAAACAUGAUUUAGCCCUGUGUUUUCCAAAGACAAUGGCUGGGAUUCAAUCCGUAGAAAUGCCGUCUACCAUGUGCUUUUUAAUGUUCCUGUGUGUGGAGAUGCUCUACUCCUGUAGCUCAGUUGGUGCCAGGGUUGUGGGUUCGAUUCCCACGGGGGGCCAGUAUGAAAAAAUGUAUGCACUCACUAACUGUAAGUCGCUCUGGAUAAGAGCGUCUGCUAAAUGACUAAAAUGUAAAUGUAAAAUGUACUGGCAAACACUAUUGGAAUUUACUUUUAAAAUGUCAAACGUGUUAAAACGCGGCCUCCUUUAAAAAGGCACAUUGUCAGCUGUCCUAUGUGUAUAUAUCUAUAACAUCUUGAAUUUAAUCCUGGCCUAAUCCUGGCCUAAUCUCGGCAGUAGGUCUGUUUUCCAAAGAUCUGUAAGGGACUAGGGCUAGGCUAUUCAGAACUGGAUUGAAGACUCAACCCUCCACAGAAACAACACUGAUGCAAAAUGUUAUGACACUGUAUUAAAAUAUUCCUUCUAGGCAUCCCUUGUAUAGAUUAUUGGUCAUUAUUUGAUGGUAUAAAUUCUGUUACUACAACAUAACCAUUUAUUAAUUAAACUCCCUUUCACCCAACAAUCAGAUUUUUCAUUUAAAUUUGAAUUUCCCAGGAUAAACUUUAUUAGAAUUAAAAUGUAUUCAACACAUACCAGAACAUUUUGUUUGGAUAUUAAUUUACUGGACUGACAUAAUUAGAUAACUGGCACUUUAGGUAGGCUUUGUUUACCCCUGACUUUAGCGGAAAACAAUUUUUACUUCAAGAAUGUCACCUCCGCUUCCCUUUAAAGCCGCAAAUCUCCUCAGAGGGAGCACCAACCCCCACCUCUCUGCUCCUCAGAGGGAGCACCAACCCCCAGCGCUCUGCUCCUCAGAGGGAGCACCAACCCCCAGCGCUCUGCUCCUCAGAGGGAGCACCAACCCCCACCUCUCUGCUCCUCAGAGGGAGCACCAACCCCCAGCGCUCUGCUCCUCAGAGGGAGCACCAACCCCCACCUCUCUGCUCCUCAGAGGGAGCACCAACCCCCAGCGCUCUGCUCCUCAGAGGGAGCACCAACCCCCACCUCUCUGCUCCUCAGAGGGAGCACCAACCCCCACCUCUCUGCUCCUCAGAGGGAGCACCAACCACCCCCAGCGCUCUGCUCCUCAGAGGGAGCACCAACCCCCACCUCUCUGCUCCUCAGAGGGAGCACCAACCCCCAGCGCUCUGCUCCUCAGAGGGAGCACACAACCCCCAGCGCUCUGCUCCUCAGAGGGAGCACCAACCCCCACCUCUCUGCUCCUCAGAGGGAGCACCAACCCCCAGCGCUCUGCUCCUCAGAGGGAGCACCAACCCCCCAGCGCUCUGCUCCUCAGAGGGAGCACCAACCCCCACCGCUCUGCUCCUCAGAGGGAGCACCAACCCCCACCUCUCUGCUCCUCAGAGGGCGCACCAAACCCCCAGCUCUCUGCUCCUCAGAGGGAGCACCAACCCCCAGCGCUCUGCUCCUCAGAGGGAGCACCAACCCCCCAGCUCUCUGCUCCUCAGAGGGAGCACCAACCCCCACCUCUCUGCUCCUCAGAGGGAGCACCAACCCCCAGCGCUCUGCUCCUCAGAGGGAGCACCAACCCCCAGCGCUCUGCUCCUCAGAGGGAGCACCAACCCCCAGCGCUCUGCUCCUCAGAGGGAGCACCAACCCCCAGCGCUCUGCUCCUCAGAGGGAGCACCAACCCCCAGCGCUCUGCUCCUCAGAGGGAGCACCAACCCCCAGCGCUCUGCUCCUCAGAGGGAGCACCAACCCCCAGCGCUCUGCUCCUCAGAGGGAGCACCAACCCCCAGCGCUCUGCUCCUCAGAGGGAGCACCAACCCCCAGCGCUCUGCUCCUCGAGGGAGCACCAACCCCCCCUCUGCUCCUCAGAGGGAGCACCAACCCCCAGCGCUCUGCUCCUCAGAGGGAGCACCAACCCCCAGCGCUCUGCUCCUCAGAGGGAGCACCAACCCCCAGCGCUCUGCUCCUCAGAGGAUGAUGAGCUGCAGUGUUAGUGGGAGCAGCAUGGAAAUGGUUCAAUAUGAAUGGAUGAAGAAUCACCUUUGUCAGCUGGCUGGCUGGGAUGAC
Molecule: messenger RNA, 7991 nt
Organism: Coregonus sp. 'balchen'
Lineage: Eukaryota; Metazoa; Chordata; Actinopteri; Salmoniformes; Salmonidae
Source: the annotation of a GenBank genome assembly